Messenger RNA from Neurospora crassa OR74A, 4331 nucleotides. Its product is annotated as ubiquitin thiolesterase. Gene Ontology annotation, cellular component: nucleus. The record is from RefSeq and is a predicted model, not a curated record. The transcript has 6 exons. The coding region runs from base 1310 to 3310 and encodes 666 amino acids. Gene Ontology annotation, biological process: protein K48-linked deubiquitination. Gene Ontology annotation, molecular function: cysteine-type deubiquitinase activity; ubiquitin binding. Lineage: Eukaryota; Fungi; Ascomycota; Sordariomycetes; Sordariales; Sordariaceae.
ACCAGUUUCGCCCUGCGUACAGCCGGGAUCCAUGGGUAUUCCGUACGGACAACUACAUAAAGUUGCGGAGCACAUAUUUUCCUGAACCCGAAUCGUAGCCAUGACCAGGCUCUCUCCUCCGUCACAGAUGAGAGAACUACAAGAGUGGGAAGAGGAGAUGCCUCGCCUGGGCAAUUACGAAACCACGGAUCUCGACUUGCUGCCCGCUUGGGCUGAUACAGCUGGCUUGGGGCUUAUGGCCCGGAUUGCGGGAAGCAAAAGCAACCAGCAACGACAGCGUGGAAGAGGAUUGAUGGCGGAGGACGAGAAGAAAACUGGGACGCGGACAACCAGUAGCCAGCGGCCCAAACGGCCAACGGCGGAUAGGGCAGCCACAGCAAUAAGGAAAAGAAAGCAAUAAUAAACUGCACCCUAUAGUCUGGGCAGUGGAAUGAGCACAUAUGUAGUCCAUCCUGGAUGGUAUGGCACCGCACCACCUGUCCCCACCCGUGGUGAUAGGUACUGUGUGGCCGUAGGGAGGUCGGCCAGCUGUUGCUGUAGCGUUUAAUGGGGGGUGUGUAUGGUUGGUACUAAUCUAAAAACCGUUUUAUGGGCAUUGCUGGAACUUGCCUUCUUUUGUUUUCCCCCCAGAGCGCCGUUGCAACUUGCCCGGCCUCGUCUCGGCGAGCCCCGGAUAUACAAUACUUUUACUUCCGAGUCUCCUGUCCUCUGCCCGCUCCUCGGUCCCCUUGACUUCCCUUUCUCUUCGCCUCUGCUUCUCCCUUUGCUCCGCUUCACCUCUUUAACUUACUUGGCCUGCCCUCCCACCCACUCCUCCACACAGCACUCGCAUCUAUCCCCGUUUGCUUGUUCGGAUUUGCGGCGAGGCAGUGAUUUCGAUUAUUGUCCGCUGCGAACUCCAACUGUCCUUCUCUGUCUUGAGUCUUUCUUGUUUUACGUUACUUGACCGACGUAACCCUCCUCUCCGUCUGUCUGGUCUGUUUUCUCCAGACCUAUUCACUCAAGGGUUGUCAUUGUUGCUCUCCACAUUGAGGUGCAUUGAAGGCCAAGCAUUCGAACAAGCCGCGCUGCGGUGGACUCGCUUCAAACCCCCUCGGCCCUCAGCAAUUCGACAUCAACAGCAACGAGGUCCACCAUACAUACCACCUAAAGAUCUUUCCUCAUCUGGCAGUCCACCCGUUAUACAGAACAGAACACAGGCAAUUCAACGUCUUAACUCCGAACGAUUGUUGUCUUGUCGACAUCUCCUCCCCAAGCGCAAGCGACGAUACAACAGCUUCUCCGAGGUUGGCGAAGAUCAACAGUCGACAUGUAUCAGCCCGAAUCUGCAGCGUACAUAUCUCUCUCGGCGGGAUAUGGUAAUGCACACGGACUUCCCGACUACACAUUCGAACAGACAUCAAUAGGUGGAGGUGGUGGUAGUGGUGGUGGUCUUGGACGUGGAGGCGGCGCGGAAGCGGCCGCUACAGCAGCAGGCGCCGCCGCUGUUGGGUCAGCAAUAGCUGCCCCUGGAACCACUGGGGCAAUCUUCAGUCCAGGUCCAGCCGGGCCCAGGGGCAGUAUCAGCGGUAACAGCGUCCCCAGCGGCCCCGCAUCCCGACCCUUGUUCACAACCCACGCGGGCAACUCGUUCCAUCCCCAUCACUCGUCGCCGCACUCGUUACCACCGCAUCACACCAGCAGCCACGGCGGGCACAGCCAACACCAUCAACACCAACAGUCGCACAGCCCGCUCUCAUACGUCUCGCAUUCGCUCUCUCCCAGCGUUGGCGGCAGCACAAGCCCCUCCUCGCCAGCUUCCAUUUCACAACUUCCCCCACAGCAGCAACAUCAUCAUCAUCAUCAUCAUCAACAUCCACAACAACAGCAAUACCAGCACUCCCGAUUUGAUUCUCAAGUACCGCGCUAUCAAUCACCGUCGUCCAUUCAUCAACAACAACAUCACAUUAAAAUGGAAGCAAUCGGCGACGAUCAUAGCGACUUGGCCGCAGCCCAAGGGUACCAGGAGUACCAGCCUGAGCUCAAUGGUCUUCCUGUUGGCGACAAAUUACCAAGCACAGCCAUCACGGAAGAAUACGCCAAAGCCGAUCCCGUCUAUGUCCAGAAAACAAGGUCUCUGCCCGCGGUAUACUCCCAUUACCGUCCAAUGUUGGGGGAUGGCAACUGCGGCUGGAGAGCAAUCGGCUUUGGCUACUUUGAGACCCUCAUCAAGCUCGGCAACAAGGCCCAGGUGGAUGGUGAGAGAGAGCGUCUAGAAAGCCUUAAUGAGUACAUCCAGCACCACGGUGGCUUUGACCCAAUGGUAUUCGUGGAUUUUGUCGAGGAAACAGAUGAGCUCCUGAAGAGGAUUUCGGACAAGCUCAAUGUCCCCGAGGAAGCCAUGAGCGAAGUUAUGCACGCCUUCACCGAUGCAGAAAAAUCCAACGCCAUCAUCUACCACCUUCGCCUGCUCGCAAGUUCCUGGCUCAAAGAGAAUCGCGGCAGUCACGAAGCCUUCAUCACUACGGAUGAAAGUGUUGAAAAAUUCUGUCAGCGUGUUAUCGAGGUACCCAAUAUUGAGAUCGACCAACUGGGCUUGCAGGCACUGGUCAGCAUACUUCUGAAGCCCGUUGGUUUCGUCUUGAGAGUCGCUUAUCUGGACCGUAGCCCCGGCUCUGAGGUCAACACCUACAGCUUCCCCGAAGAGGCAAUCAGCCAGCCGACAUCUCCCCUUGACCCCGUCAUCUGCUUACUUUACCGGCCCGACCACUAUGACAUUCUCUACCCCGUGGACCCAACACCUCCGCCCGCGCCUAUGAACAUCCAGGUUUUCCGAGCCACCAUCCCCCAGUAUGAGAUUACAUCCGCUCCGCCGUUCACAGCCGCGGGAGAUUACGACCUCCUUGCAGCACUGCCAGGCUUCAGCUCCUCUCCCUCGCCACUUGGGGCACUGGGCGUUGGGCUUGGGCCAUCGCUUGGCUCGCCGCUUGCGCCGUUCACCCAAGCCCCGACACCAUCUUGGAUGUCUGCCCCUUUCGGAACGGAAUCACUCCAGCCAGUCGCCACCCCCCUACCCAUCGCCGCAGCGGCUCCUCCACCGCCACCACCUCAGCAGACGCAUCCGUUGAGGUUUAGCGAAUACUGCCAGAUGCCCGAGUAUGUUGAGAACGACACGUGGCGCGAACCGACGUUCCAGACGUCGACAUUUAAGAACAGUCACUUCAACGUUGCGCAUUACAAUAACCCCAACUUCCAACCAGAGGAGUACAAACCGGAGAAUGACGAGUAUGAUCCACCACCAAGGAGCGGGCGGAAGAGAGGGAGUGUAUAGAUGGCUCACUAUCGUGAGGAUGAGCAUUACGGCUGCAUCUGAGAGGCCGUGAAGGCAUAUAGAAAAGGGCCUCGAAGAGGUGCUUACCCCAUUCCACUUUACAACCGGAACUGGACGAAAAUAUUGCGCUUUCUCUGGGGUUUUAAUGACGGCGGCCAGCAUCAGGGGAGUUUGGGUAUUCAUAUCGCAUUGUUUUUUUCUCUUCCUUUUUUCUGUUUCUUCUUCCGCAAAGGUCGGAGGCAACAGGGUUAUACACGGGAGUUUGAGAAAGAGGAGGAGAGAGAGAGGCGAGACUUUCAAGAAAAGCGACGAGCGUUCUUUUCGAGGAGCUUAGCUGGCGCAAUGUUACUUUCUACGACUACUGUUCCACGCGGUAUGUCUAACCUCGUGAUUCUUCUUUUUGUCAUCGACACCUGCUUUGCCGUUCAUUUAAAUUUGCUGCGCAAAGGAAUAAGUUGGAAGAUGAGCAUAAACCAACCACCUGGUUCUCCUACAGUAUGGUAAGCAUGGCAACAUGCCACAACCGUCAUGUCUGACGAUCAUGUAACGCGAGUCCAGUGACAACCAUCUGACCGCCAAUCGGUACAACCCACCCCCUAAAACAAAAGUCCAUCUGGCAUAGAUGUACAAAGAUUCUUUCUGGAAUCACAUACAAGAAAGGACGACCAUCAGAGGAGUGAGUGCUACAAUCAACUACCGUAAGCGCUAAAGAGUGGGCAAAUCUCCAAUGGGAGGAGUGACACUUCAUCAAGCAUGUGGUGAGCAUGACAGGCAGGUUGUGUCGUGCCUGUGCCGUAUUGUAUGCCGUUGUGGUGUGGUGGUACUCAGAUGGGAUAUCGGAGGACCUGGAGCUAAAGCAAGAAGGAGGGGUGGAGGGGGGGCUGUGAUUUCCGGCUUGAAGGAAGGUACACUACUUUAUUUCGAGGUCUUGGUAGAGGAGAGUUUGCAGCCUGGUGGAAAUGCUUCUACAAGCCACAGCCAGAUUCGCAACAGAGAGCAGCAGUUCACCGUUGGAGAGACG